GGUUAGCUCUUUAAACUCAGCCCAGCUAGCGAAGGCUCGGGACUCCACGGCAGCCCGGAGAAGAUGCAAGGUCUUUCGCGUUUUUAAGCAACCCCAUCCUCCUUGCCCUUUUAACGCUGAGGGUACUGGUAUGGUUUCGGAGAAUGGAAACAGACGACGUGACGGUUAGAGAGCAACUUUUCCACAACCGCGUCCGGGAGACCAUACUUUUGAAACUCCGAAACUUGUUCUGGUUCCUGCUGCAUAUCCACCCCACUUUAAAGAUCUGUCAGCACACCCUGAAUCGAAGAUGCGAGGCCAAACUGGAAAAAUGUGUUAUCUGUGUACUCCUCUUCACAUGCCUUUACAUGGUGUGCUACCUCAUCCUUACCCACUUCAAGAAGGCUGCAGAGUUUGUCACAGGUGAGUGGGGAGGUCUGCGGAUCGAUGGCGGGCACAAAGAGUGGCCUGUUAGCAAGCUGUUGAUAGAAGGCUCUCUGAGGAGCGCCUUCAGGGAGCCCAGCAACAUUAAGAAGCACACUGAUUACGUUGAUGACAUUGAAGACGCCACCGUCAAUAAAAUUGCGCUGUGGUUGUGCACCUUCACCCUGUCCGUCGCAGUGUGUGCUGUGCUGCUUCUUCCCAUCUCCAUUCUCUCCAAUGAGGUGCUGCUCACCUUCCCGCAGAGCUACUACAUGCAGUGGCUCAACGGAUCUCUCAUACAUGGCUUGUGGAACCUAGUUUUUCUUUUCUCCAAUUUGUCCCUGGUCUUCCUCAUGCCUUUUGCAUACUUCUUCACUGAGUCCGAGGGGUUCGCGGGGUCCAAAAAGGGAGUGAUGGCUCGAGUGUACGAAGCCGUGGUGCUGCUGUUGCUGCUGGCUCUGCUGGUGCUGGGCAUUGUGUGGGUGGCGUCAGCCCUCCUCCAUGACAACAUUGCACGAAAGAGCCUCUAUGACCUGUGGGAGUAUUACCUUCCCUACCUGUACUCGGGCAUCUCUCUGUGUGGAGUGCUGCUGCUCUUGUUGUGCACCCCCUUUGGGUUGUCUCGAAUGUUCAGCGUUACAGGCAGCCUGCUUGUCAAACCGCGGCUGCUGGAAGACGUUGAGGACACACUGAGCUGCACCAUAUUUGAGGAAGACUCGCUCUCCAGAAAACUCAAAAGCGGCAGCACGUCAUGCUGGGUCAAGCUGAACCUGGAGGCCAUGAGAAAGGAGUACCAAACGGUCCGGAGCAAGCGUGUGGCUCUGGAGAUGCGUAGGAAAGCGUCCCCAUGGCAGCGAAACCUGGGCUACCCUCUGGCAAUGCUUGUGCUUCUCGCGCUGACUGUGAUGUGUGUAUUGCUGGUCUGUUUUAAUGUAUUGGAGCUGCUGCUGGAUGAGACGGCGAUGCCCAGAGGAAUGGAGGAUCCUCACCUGGGGAUGGCCUCCUUCUCCAUGUUUGGCUCACUGGGUGCUGCAGUUCAGGUCGUCCUCAUCCUCUAUCUAAUGGUGUCCUCAGUGGUGGGCUUCUAUAGUUCUCCUCUCUUCUCCAGCCUCCUGCCUCGUGCAAAAGACACCAACCUGACACAGAUUAUCGCAAACUGUGUUUCACUGCUAAUCCUGAGCUCCGCACUGCCAGUCUUUUCACGCACACUUGGCAUCACCAGCUUUGACUUACUGGGAGACUUUGGCCGGUACAACUGGCUCGGGAACUUCUACAUCGUCUUCCUCUAUAACAUGCUGUUUGCCGGUCUCACCUCUGCCUCCCUGAUAAAAACAGUCACCUGGGCCGUACAGAGGGAGCUCAUCCGUGCCUUUGGACUUCACCGGCUGCCUAUAACCGUCUCACGGUCCACCGUCCCCUUCAGACUGCUUCUAGCCAGUGGACUCUCUAAAAUCCAGUGACCUGUCUCCUCUUCAUCAUUGCCUUCCUGAACCCUUACAAACUGAGCCCUCUCAGAUGUGCACCUGUUGGAAGGCGUUGGCCGUUCAGUCUUGGAGCUGGUUGGCGCACAGACCUGAUCUGUGUGAGCCAA
Messenger RNA from Menidia menidia (Atlantic silverside), 1993 nucleotides. Lineage: Eukaryota; Metazoa; Chordata; Actinopteri; Atheriniformes; Atherinopsidae. The record is from the annotation of a GenBank genome assembly.